Peromyscus californicus insignis is the source of this 504-nucleotide messenger RNA. It is a transcript of the gene Lce7a, whose product is annotated as late cornified envelope 7A. The coding region runs from base 1 to 288 and encodes 95 amino acids. The record is from RefSeq and is a predicted model, not a curated record. Gene Ontology annotation, biological process: epidermis development. The transcript has a single exon. NCBI's taxonomy places the organism in Eukaryota, Metazoa, Chordata, Mammalia, Rodentia, Cricetidae.
AUGUCCUCCCAGCAAAAAAAGCAGAAGUGCCAGUUCUCUGCUAAGUGUCCACCCAAGUGUCCCCUUCAAGGUCCCCAGGCUCCUGCUCCAUGCCUCCCUCCCAGUGCCCCUCCAGCCCCCGCCUGCUGUGUUUCCACCUGCUGUAUUUCCGGCUUCGGAGGCAGGUGCUCCCUAGUAUCUCACCGGUUUCCUCGAUUCUACCUUCGCCAGCCUCAGCGUUCUGACUGCCCUGAGAAUGAGUCCUCGGGAUGUUCCAGCUGUGGUCAUAGCUCUGGAAACUGCAGCUGACUGAUGCUCUUCCUCACUCAGUCUUCCUCCCUCCCCUCCCGAGCAAGAUGCAUGGGAUCCUUUAGGCCUCCCGGCGUUGGCUCUGGAUACUAGGCCAAGAAGAACUGAAGAUGAAAGAAAACUGUUUUCCAACGUUUUGUCAGCAUGCAGAAAUAAAGCUGAUCUCUUAUGGUUCCUUUAGCUUCUUGGUGUUUAUUGAUUUUCCUGGUGGAGCCU